AUGCCUGAAAAUCCUGCUGCAGAUAAACAGCAGGUGCUGCAGAUCCUUGAUCGUCUGCAAGCAAAACUGUGUGAGAAGAGAGAUUCCCAACAUAAUGAAAACCUGACUGUUCUGCGUAACACACUCAGGAGCCCUUUGUUUAACCAGAUACUGACCCUCCAGCAAUCCAUCAAGCAGCUGAAGGAACAACUCAAUUAUAUGCCUCCUGACCGUUCAGUAGAUUUUGAUUUUACUAAGAGAGGGCUACUAGUGUUUGCUGACAAAUCAGUUGCUGCUGGGAGUGUUUAUACACCUUGCAGUUCACCUGAACCCAAAGCAUCUACCUUCGCUCCAAAUCUGGGAGUUAAUGAAUUUAAUGCGAUCAUCCAACAGAUGGCAAAGGGAAGACAAAUAGAAUCAAUAAAGAUUGAAAAGCCUGCUGUUGGAGGUCUUGGAUUUAGCGUGGUCGCCCUUAAAAAUCACAGCUUGGGAGAAGUUGGUAUCUUUGUCAAGGAAGUCCAGCCAGGAAGCAUAGCUGACAGGGAUCAAAGACUAAAGGAAAAUGACCACAUACUGGCCAUUAAUUGCACCCCAUUGGAUCAGAACAUUUCCCAUCAGCACGCUAUUGCCCUCCUCCAGCAAUCCACAGGAUCUCUACAUCUGGUUGUUGCUAGGGAGCCAGUUCAAGGAAACGGCAGAACUUCGGCUGUCUUAUUAAGUGAUAUAAAUCCACCUGAGACUAUUCACUGGGGCCAUGUUGAAGACGUUGAGCUGAUUAACGAUGGUUCGGGAUUAGGCUUUGGAAUUGUAGGAGGAAAGUCGAGUGGAGUAGUUGUAAGAACAAUUGUUCCUGGGGGAUUAGCAGAUCGGGAUGGGAGACUCCGGACAGGUGAUUACAUCUUACAGAUUGGAGGGACUAAUGUGCAAGGAAUGACCAGUGAACAAGUUGCCCAAGUGCUGAGAAAUUGUGGGAAUUCUGUUAGAAUGAUCGUUGCAAGAGACCCAAAGUGUGAAAUUACGGAGACCCCACCAGCUCCUGUGAGCUGGCCAGUCAGUACAUUACCUUCCUUUCCAAAUGGAAAUGAUAAUACCAACCUUUUUGAGACCUAUGAUGUUGAACUUAUAAAAAAGAAUGGGCAAAGCCUGGGCAUAACAAUUGUUGGAUAUGCUGGCACAUGUGACGUGGAACUUUCAGGAAUUUUUGUGAAAAAUAUAAUACCUGGUAGUGCUGCUGACCACAAUGGCCAAAUUCAUGUUCAUGACAAAAUUGUUGCUGUUGAUGGAGUUAAUAUACAGGAUUAUACCAACCAAGAAGUGGUAGAGGCAUUGCGUAACACAGGACAGACUGUACUCCUUACCUUGCUUAGAAGGAAACCUUCUACUAUUUCUUCAGAAGGACCUUCAGACAGAGUGCAGCCAACUGUUCCAACCUUUGUGUCUCCUGGAGCUGUAGGGACUGAAGCUAGUGUAGACACUAAGAAUAAGGAAAAUCAAGAACAGAAGGAUAAUCUUCAAAAUGAAAAGAAGCAGAGUCUACAUAAAACAGGAAGAGUCCCACUCCCUCCAGCACAUGAGCUGAAAUCCAAGUGGGAAAACCUGCUGGGACCUGAAUAUGAAGUUAUGGUUGUGAAUGUGGAUAUGCCCAUGACAGAUGAUUUGGAGCUCCAGAAGUACUCAAAGCUCUUGCCCAUCCACACUUUGAGAUUAGGAGUUGAGCUUGACACAUUUGAUGGACAUCAUUAUAUAUCAUCAAUUGCUUCAGAUGGUCCCGCUGCAACACUGGGUCUUCUGCAACUGGAAGAUGAACUUCUGGAGGUAAAUGGAGUUCAGCUAUACGGAAAAUCACGCCGUGAGGCAAUCACUUUUCUAAAAGAAGUGCCACCUCCAUUUACGUUGGUUUGCUGUCGACGACUUUUUGAUGAUGGCAGUGAGUCUCUUGUGGAUGAACCCACUGUGGGAGUUUCCCCUCCAGAACCAAAGAUGAAACCUGAAGAAGACCUUAAUCCUGAGGAGGAAGAAGGGGAAUUAGCAUUAUGGUCUCCUGAUGUGAAGGUUAUUGAACUGGAGAAGGACAAAAAUGGUUUAGGAUUCAGCAUUUUAGACUAUCAGGAUCCUUUAGAUCCAACAAGAACAGCCAUUGUGAUCAGCUCUUUGGUGGCAGGCGGAGUCGCCGAACGUGGGGGUGAACUUUUACCAGGUGACCGCUUGGUGUUUGUAAAUGAGAAAUCUUUGGACAGCACCACUUUAGCAGAGGCAGUGGAAGUGUUGAAAUCUGUGCCCCCAGGUACAGUUUCUCUUGGAAUCUGCAAGCCUUUGGUGGGAGAAAGCAAAGAGGAGCAGAGCAUGCACAGUGUGGAUUCCAGCAACAUUAAAACCAGCCCUGCAUCCCCAGAACCAAUAGAUAAUAAUAAUUUCUCAAUAAUACUUGAAGCACCACAGGGUUUCAGAGAUGAAACACCUUUCAAAGAAGAGCUUGUUGAUGAACCAAUUUUGAACUUGGGACGGUCAUUUCAGCUUUCUCAAAAUGACAAUGAGUAUGAGAAGGAGUCCUGGGAGAUGCAUGAAUUUCUGAAACCCAGAAGAGAAGAAAUGGAUGAAGAACGGGAAAUGUUGGUGGAUGAUGAGUAUGAAGAAGAUUCAGACUUCCUGAAAUAUAAUGCAUCCUAUGAACAGAAGGUAAUUUCAGAGAGGAACCUCAAUACAGAACAAUGGACAAAGCAGCUUGAGACUAGGGAAAUACAAGACUUAAGAUCCGGUGUUAGCUUAAGUCCUAAGCAGUCCCUGGAAUAUCCCUUCAGUAAAGAUCCAAUGUGUGAAGAAAAUGUUAGCGUAAGUUCACUCUCUUCUGGAACCACAGCACAGGGUGGCUACCAAAAAGACAUAUUUGAUACUGAAACUACCCAGUCAGGAGCAAAAAACAAGAUGGAAUUAGGUACAAAGCUUCAAAUUGACUCUAAAGGACACAGGCUUGCUGUUGAUCUGGAAGCUGUUGAAACAGAAGAACUAAAAGGAGAUUAUGUUUUUUCCAAGAACCAGGAAUCUGGGAAAGUUACUACCUCAACUCAGUCCAGAACAGUGUUGUGCAGUGAAUUACCUGAGAGAGAAGAAGGAGAAGGAGAAGAAACUCCAAACUUCAGCCACUGGGGACCACCACGGACUGUUGAGAUCUUUAGAGACCCUAACGUGUCUCUUGGAAUCAGUAUUGUUGGUGGACAGACUGUCAUAAAGCGCCUGAAAAAUGGAGAAGAACUUAAAGGGAUCUUUAUCAAACAAGUUUUGGAAGACAGCCCGGCAGGAAGAACAAGGGCUUUAAAAACUGGAGACAAAAUAAUUGAGGUUUCUGGGGUAGACCUACAAAACGCCACACAUGAGGAAGCAGUAGAAGCUAUCAAGAAUGCGGGAAAUCCUGUUGUGUUUGUGGUUCAGGGUUUGUCUAACAUACCAAAAGUGGUUCCUGCCGUACAGCCUAAGGGAGUCAAAGUCAGCAAAGAUCAGGAUGCAGAGAAAGAAAAUAAGAGUGAAAAGAGACAAUAUGGGGCUCCACCUCCAAUGAAAUUGCCACCACCUUAUAGAGCACUUGAAAGACUUCAUGCAGAGGAACCCAACGUGGAUGAAGAGGAGGAUGAGGAUGCUUGUGCAGAGAAAAAAAUCAGGCAAAGAUAUGCAGAUCUACCAGGAGAGCUGCACAUUAUUGAGCUUGAGAAAGACAAAAAUGGGCUUGGACUGAGUCUGGCUGGCAACAAGGACCGCUCUCGUAUGAGCAUCUUUGUAGUUGGUAUCAAUCCAGAUGGACCUGCGGGACGAGAUGGAAGGAUGCAUAUUGGCGAUGAGCUGCUAGAGAUAAACAAUCAGAUAUUGUAUGGAAGAAGUCAUCAGAAUGCUUCUGCAAUCAUUAAGACUGCCCCAUCGAAGGUCAAGCUAGUUUUCAUACGAAGUGAAGAUGCAGUCAAUCAGAUGGCUGUUACUCCUUUCCCGUUACCUUCCAGCUCCCAUUCUUCUGCUGAGGAUCAUGGUGGCACCGAACCUGCAAGCAGCGAAGAAGACCCGACUUUGGAAGUUGUCAUGAAAAGUUUGACUGAUGAGGAAUCCAACAAAGCUGAUGUGAAAUGUAAAGCUGACAAACCAGUGCUGGCGGAUCCACAAGAAGUAGAGGAGCAGCUCCCAGAAAAUGUCCUCAACCAGAUCAAACAAUCCAAAACUUCAACAAAAGUACCAGUCAACUUACAGGAGAUACCCCUGGUGCCAGCACCUACUUAUCUUUCUCCAGAGGCAGAAGUCCCCAGCCGUAGUGUCUUUCCACCACCAUUGCCUGUGGAUCCAGCAACAUGUCCUAUAGUUCCAGGGCAGGAGAUGACUAUAGAGAUAUCUAAGGGUCGGUCAGGCCUAGGACUCAGCAUCGUUGGCGGGAAAGACACUCCACUG
Molecule: messenger RNA, 4401 nt
Organism: Antrostomus carolinensis (chuck-will's-widow)
Lineage: Eukaryota; Metazoa; Chordata; Aves; Caprimulgiformes; Caprimulgidae
Gene: PATJ
Product: PATJ crumbs cell polarity complex component
Exons: 33
Biological process (GO): tight junction assembly
Cellular component (GO): bicellular tight junction; plasma membrane; cytoplasm
Molecular function (GO): protein binding
Source: RefSeq, a predicted model, not a curated record